Drosophila subpulchrella is the source of this 629-nucleotide messenger RNA. Its product is annotated as S-phase kinase-associated protein 1. Gene Ontology annotation, molecular function: cullin family protein binding. Lineage: Eukaryota; Metazoa; Arthropoda; Insecta; Diptera; Drosophilidae. The record is from RefSeq and is a predicted model, not a curated record. Gene Ontology annotation, biological process: SCF-dependent proteasomal ubiquitin-dependent protein catabolic process. Gene Ontology annotation, cellular component: cytoplasm; nucleus. Bases 91 to 600 code for a protein of 169 amino acids. The transcript has a single exon.
UCUUAACUGUCACGUUGGCACUUUCCCAUUUCGUGUAAAAGUUGUAUUGUAUAAAUUCCAAAAGGGCGCCCUUCCAGAGGGGGAAAAACCAUGCCAGUCAUCAAGUUGCAGUCCUCCGAUGGCGAAAUUUUCGACACCGAUUCCGAGACUGCGAAAUGUUCGAGCACCAUUAAAACCCUGCUGGAGGAUUGUGCACUGGAGGCGGAGAAUGACCCACUUAUUCCGCUGCCCAAUGUGAAUUCGACGAUUCUGAAAAAGGUUCUCAUUUGGGCCAAGCACCAUAAGGGCGAUAAUGAGGAGGAAGCUGAGGGGGAGGCGUCCCGGCCAAUGGUGGAUAUCAGUGCCUGGGAUGCCGAGUUCCUGGCCAUGGAUCAGGGCACUCUCUUCGAGCUCAUCCUGGCGGCCAACUACUUGGAUAUCAGGAAUCUCCUUAAUGCCGCCUGCAUGACGGUGGCCAAUAUGAUAAAGGGCCACACGGCGGAGGAGAUUCGCCAGACCUUUCACAUUGCCAACGAUUUUUCGCCCUCGGAAGAGGAUUUACGGCCCGCGGAGACCGAAGUUCCGGAGGAGGAUGAGAUAACCGAGUAUGGCGAUUUAUAAAUUCGGAGUGACUGGCUUAAUAAAUAUUU